This is a messenger RNA of Pocillopora verrucosa, 2679 nucleotides long. RefSeq names its product probable ATP-dependent RNA helicase DHX35. Gene Ontology annotation, cellular component: intracellular anatomical structure; catalytic step 2 spliceosome. The record is from RefSeq and is a predicted model, not a curated record. Gene Ontology annotation, molecular function: RNA binding; helicase activity. NCBI's taxonomy places the organism in Eukaryota, Metazoa, Cnidaria, Anthozoa, Scleractinia, Pocilloporidae.
AUGGCGGCCAGCUCGGCAAGUUUUAAACCACGCUUUUGGAAACCAGACACUGAAAAACCUGGCGGUGAUGUCGCGAUAGAAAGACCACUUAAUGAUAACGACACUGCAGCUGCAGCUGUUUACAAUCCAAACAGCUCAUUAUCCAUUUCUCUUCAAAGGCAAAGGCUUCCGAUUUUUAUGCACAGAACGAAUAUCUUAUAUCUCUUAGAGAAAUACGAAACUGUGAUAAUCGUCGGAGAAACAGGCUGCGGAAAGUCCACACAGAUUCCUCAGUAUCUUCAUGAGAGUGGCUGGACGGCAGGGAAAUGGAAAGUGUGCAUUACACAGCCUCGCAGAGUGGCUGUUGUUACUGUAGCAUCAAGAGUCGCAGAGGAGAGAGGUUCGUUCAUUGGCGAGGAAGUUGGUUAUACAAUCCGAUUUGACGACUGUUGCAAUCCAGAAAUUACUCGUAUGAAAUUUGUGACAGAUGGUGUGUUGUUGAGGGAAACGAUGAGUGACCCUUUGUUAUCACAGUACAGUGUGAUCAUGUUGGAUGAAGCUCACGAGAGAACGCUGCACACUGACAUUAUGAUAGGGCUGUUGAAAAAGAUCAAGAAAAAGCGAAAAGAUUUAAGGAUUAUCGUUUCCUCUGCUACUCUUGAUGCAGAGAUGUUCAGAGAUUUUUUCAACACCAACAUUACCAAAGAUCGCAGCAAGGAUACUGCAGCAAUUUUGUCAGUUAAGGGACGAUCGUAUCCCACAGAAAUACAUUACACUUUAAGUCCUGUUCCUGAUUAUUUAAAAGCAACAGUGGAUACUGUCAUGGGAAUCCACAAAGAGGAAGCCCAUGGUGACAUUCUUGCAUUUGUCACAGGCCAAGAUGAAGUAGAAGCUGUAGUUGCUCAGUUGAUUGAGAGAGCGAGAGAACAGCCUAAGGGUUCUCAGUACCUUAAAGUGCUGCCUAUGUACAGUGGUCUUCCACAUUCAGAGCAAAUGCUGGUUUUCAAGCCAACUCCCCAUCAUACAAGAAAGGUUGUAGUGGCCACAAACAUUGCUGAGGCAUCUAUUACCAUAAAUGGAAUUGUAUAUGUCAUUGACUGUGGGUUUGUAAAGUUGCGAGCUUACUCUCCCAAAGUUGGAGUUGAAAGUUUAGUCGUUGUACCAGUAUCACAGGCUUCAGCAAAACAGCGCGCUGGCAGGGCUGGUCGUGUAAGGUCAGGGAAGGUGUACAGACUCUAUACAGAGCAAGAUUUUGAUGGUCUUAAACCAUCUACUGUGCCUGAAAUGCAAAGAUGUAACAUGGCAUCUGUCAUGUUACAACUGAAAUGCAUGGGGAUUGACAACAUUCUCCGGUUCAAUUUCCCAGCGCGUCCUCCUGCCCAGAGUGUGAUACGUGGUUUGGAACUGUUGUAUGCUCUUGGAGCAAUUGACCAGCAUGGAAAGUUAGCUGAUCCCUUAGGAGUAAACAUGUCUGAGCUCCCUACAGAUCCAAUGAUAGCCAAAAUGCUGCUGUCAUCAGGAGAUUUUGGUUGUUCAGAAGAAAUCCUUACAAUUGCAGCCAUGCUGCAGAUACAGAAUGUCUUUGUCAGCCCAAGCAAACAGAAAGCUGCAGCUGACAAUGCCAAGAGAAAGUUCUCUGUUUAUGAAGGAGAUCACAUAACUCUACUGAAUGUUUAUGAAGCCUUUGUGAAGUUUAAGAAAAGCUCAAAGUGGUGUCAUGAGAACUUCCUGAACUACAAAGGACUCUGCCAUGCUGUGAAAAUCCGAGAACAGUUCAAGAAACUCCUUUUACAAUUUAAAGUGCCAUUAGUCUCUUGUGAUGGAGACAUUGACUCAAUCUGUCAGUGCAUUGUAAGUGGAUUCUUUGCUAAUGCUGCACGCUUACAUCCAUCAGGGUCAUACCGCACUGUGCGGGAUGACCAUCCACUCUACAUCCACCCGGCAUCUGUCUUGUACACGGAAACUCCACCACAGUGGGUGAUAUACCAUGAAGUGCUCCAGACAUCCAAGGAAUACAUGCGAGAUAUCACCAAGAUUGAUCCAUCAUGGCUUUACACCCUUGCACCUCAAUAUUAUGAAUUUGGUACUGAGAGGGAGAUUGCAGCAAAGAGAGCAAAAUAUCUUUGAUUUACACAACAAGCUCUUUUUUUAGAUGCUGCAGAAAUUGUGUACAAAUUUAUGGCUGAUAGUUUUUAGAGCCUUUAUGUCAGACUUAACUUACCAGUCAGUGAGUAACUUAUUCACAUGCUUAAAAAAACAAGCAGAACAGGCAUACAUGCCCUGUGCAGCCAAAGAUUUUUUAGCUGCAGGAAGGAGUUACUAUCCUUUGCUUUGGUGAAAAAUCUUUUGCAUACAGCAAGGCUGUAGGUUCAAUUUUGCAUUUUCAGGACUCAAACAUGUGGAGAAUUCUGUUUGUUGAUGGGUAAUUUUUCCAGAUGUGAAGUGGAAUUAAAGUCAUCAACCAUUCCAUUGCAACAGUUUGCCUGGUUUGUAAGCAGCACAAGUUGUCAUAUCCUUAUGUGCAGAUGACUUAGGAUCACUAGGUUUCAUUUAAAAAUACACAAAACUGAGAUAGUGUUUGAAACAAGGUGACUUUAUUCUGAAAGAGCUCAAUGAAAGUUUGUUAUGUGGCUAACUUUUCCAACUGAAGUUUCGAAAGUAAAAUCAAAGUUAAGUGACUCAUUCAGUUGGCGUGUAUCC